Molecule: messenger RNA, 1113 nt
Organism: Thermochaetoides thermophila DSM 1495
Lineage: Eukaryota; Fungi; Ascomycota; Sordariomycetes; Sordariales; Chaetomiaceae
Product: putative bud site selection protein
Exons: 3
Coding region: 1-1113 (370 amino acids)
Biological process (GO): intracellular protein localization
Cellular component (GO): plasma membrane
Source: RefSeq, a predicted model, not a curated record
AUGUCAAGCCGCAGUGCUAGUGCAGCCUCCCGCGCGGCUGGGACUCCUCCUCCUCAGCCUGAGGCCCCACGCAACCGUCUGCCGACCCUCUUUGAGGUCCUGAGUCGGCGCACUCUUGCUCCAGUCGAUCUCUUCUCAUUCUAUAUCUACAUGAGAGAUCAGCAGCGCUCGGUAGAUUACCUUGAUUUCUGGCUCGAUAUUGCCCAGCACAUGUCUCUCUGCCGGCAUUAUGUGCGCGAGCUCCGCCGCUCUGUUCUCCUUGAGACUCCUGACCCGGAGCAGGCUUCCAAGCGCUCCUCGGGCAUCCUUGAGGCCCUUGGCGAAAUGAGCCACCCGGUCGCCGCCCCCGCUCACUACAUCACAGAAAAGGAGCGUGAACAGGAUGCCCAGAUGUCAGCCUUCCUGCGUGAGGAAAAUCCAGCCUUUCAACACUCUCCUCCUGGCAGCUCUGGUGGUCAUGACCGGCUGAGCCCCACCGGCAGCCACUCUCAUCGUCUCAAUGGAUCUAGCUCCCCUGCGCACACGGUCUCCCGCCAGGAUAUCAGAGCUUCUGCUGAGAAGAUUCUUUACACUUACCUCAUGCCUGGUGCCGAGCGUGAGAUCAUCCUGCCAGGGUCCAUCACCCAGGAUAUCACUGUUGCUGUUGAGGAGCAUGGGCGUGACGACCCUGAGGUCUUUGACGUGGCCAAGGACUAUGUCUUUCAGGCGAUGGAGCGCGACGCUUUCCCCGGUUUUUUGAGGAUGAAGGGCUUUGGCAACUUGAUCCCCUCGACUAUGAUUAUGCGCUUGAUCAUCGGUCUGAUCUCUAUGUUUGGUGCCUUUUGGGCUGCAUUUAUUUUGAUUUUCCUUGAUAAGGAUCGCGAGACGAGACUCUGGCUCAUCCUCCCCUUUACAAUCGGUGUCUACUGCCUCUCAGCCUACCAGUACUCCCUCGACCCCAUCCUCGCCAUCAUCGGUCUCAGCGAGUACACGCCCUUCCACUUCGUGCGCAUCCAGGAGCCCUACGUCCGCAAUCUCCUCAUCCGCCGAGCCAUUGUUGCCUUUGUUGUUGCCCUGCUCGCUGAUGCAGCGCUAUGCGUGCUGUUUGUCCUUGUCCCUGGCAAGCGGCUGUAA